AUGGGGAUUGACAGUCAGUACUUACUUGGGAACAUGGGGAUUGGCAGUCAGUGCUUACUUAGGAACAUGGGGAUUGACAGUCAGUACUUACUUGGGAACAUGGGGAUUAGCAGUCAGUGCUUACUUGGUAACAUGGGGAUUGACAGUCACUACUUACUUGGGAACAUGGGGAUUGGCAGUCAGUGCUUACUUAGGAACAUGGGGAUUGACAGUCAGUGCUUAAUUGGGAACAUGGGGAUUGACAGUCAGUGCUUAUUUGGGAACAUGGGGAUUGGCAGUCAGUGCUUACUUGGGAACAUGGGGAUUGACAGUCAGUGCUUAAUUGGGAACAUGGGGAUUGACAGUCAGUGCUUAAUUGGGAACAUGGGGAUUGACAGUCAGUGCUUAAUUGGGAACAUGGGGAUUGACAGUCAGUGCUUACUUGGGAACAUGGGGAUUGACAGUCAGUGCUUACUUGGGAACAUGGGGAUUGACAGUCAGUGCUUACUUGGGAACAUGGGGAUUGACAGUCAGUGCUUAAUUGGGAACAUGGGGAUUGACAGUCAGUACUUACUUGGGAACAUGGGGAUUGACAGUCAGUGCUUAAUUGGGAACAUGGGGAUUGACAGUCACUGCUUACUUGGGAACAUGGGGAUUGACAGUCAGUACUUACUUGGGAACAUGCGGAUUGACAGUCAGUACUUACUUGGGAACAUGCGGAUUGACAGUCAGUGCUUACUUGGGAACAUGGGGAUUGGCAGUCAGUACUUACUUGGGAACAUGGGGAUUGACAGUCAGUGCUUACUUGGGAACAUGGGGAUUGACAGUCAGUGCUUACUUGGGAACAUGGGGAUUGACAGUCAGUGCUUACUUGGGAACAUGCGGAUUGACAGUCAGUACUUACUUGGGAACAUGGGGAUUGACAGUCAGUGCUUACUUGGGAACAUGGGGAUUGACAGUCAGUGCUUAAUUGGGAACAUGGGGAUUGACAGUCAGUACUUACUUGGGAACAUGGGGAUUGACAGUCAGUGCUUAAUUGGGAACAUGGGGAUUGACAGUCAGUGCUUAAUUGGGAACAUGGGGAUUGACAGUCAGUGCUUAAUUGGGAACAUGGGGAUUGACAGUCAGUACUACUUGGGAACAUGGGGAUUGACAGUCAGUGCUUACUUGGGAUCAUGGGGAUUGACAGUCAGUGCUUAA
Molecule: messenger RNA, 1179 nt
Organism: Pelobates cultripes (western spadefoot toad)
Lineage: Eukaryota; Metazoa; Chordata; Amphibia; Anura; Pelobatidae
Source: the annotation of a GenBank genome assembly